AUGCAGCCGCUGCUCCGGCUCGCGCUCCUUCAGCCCGGGCAGCCGGGCCAACACUGCCACAUGCCUGUGACCCAGACGCCGGGAGAGAAAGAGCAGCCACCCCACGACAGCGGUGGCGGCGGCGGCGGCGACCGGAAAAACCCGGGCUGGAGCUCGGACUGCUCUGCGCGCACCCUUGCCUGCCUCCACCACGGCGGGCGGGGGCGCGCACUAGGGCCCAGUAGAACGGCUCCUGCAAAGAAGGGUGGCGAGAAGAAGGGCUGUUCUGCCCUCAACGAGGUAGUGACCAGAGAAUACACAAUCAACAUUCACAAACGUAUCCAUGGAGUGGGUUUCAAGAAGUGUGCCCCUCAGGCACUCAAAGAGAUCUGGAAAUUUUCCAUGAAGGAGAUGGGAACUCCAGAUGUGCACAUUGACACCAAGCUCAACAAAGCUGUCUGGGCCAAAGGAAUAAGGAAUGUUCCAUACCGCAUCCGUGUGCGGUUGUCCAGAAAAUGUAACGAGGAUGAAGAUUCACCAAACAAGCUCUAUACGCUGGUUACCUACGUACCUGUCACCACUUUCAAAAAUCUACAAACUGUUAAUGUGGAUGAGAACUAAUCGCUGAUUGUCAAAUAAACGUAUGAAACUGCAA
This is a messenger RNA of Canis lupus familiaris (dog), 634 nucleotides long. RefSeq names its product 60S ribosomal protein L31-like. Gene Ontology annotation, cellular component: cytosolic large ribosomal subunit; ribosome. Bases 1 to 600 code for a protein of 199 amino acids. NCBI's taxonomy places the organism in Eukaryota, Metazoa, Chordata, Mammalia, Carnivora, Canidae. Gene Ontology annotation, biological process: cytoplasmic translation. The transcript is spliced from 2 exons. Gene Ontology annotation, molecular function: structural constituent of ribosome. The record is from RefSeq and is a predicted model, not a curated record.